This is a messenger RNA of Pochonia chlamydosporia 170, 4047 nucleotides long. RefSeq lists its product as hypothetical. The record is from RefSeq and is a predicted model, not a curated record. Bases 1 to 4047 code for a protein of 1348 amino acids. The transcript is spliced from 5 exons. Lineage: Eukaryota; Fungi; Ascomycota; Sordariomycetes; Hypocreales; Clavicipitaceae.
AUGACUCAUGCGGGCAGAUGUGUGAAGACAGCCUGGACGGCUGAAGUACAAAAACGCCUAGCCGUAACACAGCCGCACUCUGAAUCUGACCUGAUUUAUACUCAUCUCUCCUUCACCUUUAAUUUCGCCCUCACAAUUGAGGUCGAAGUCAUUGAGAGAAUAGACAUGGAGCGAGUACGCAAGACUUUCUUUGACCCUCUGGCGACGACCAAGGCCCAAAUUCGGGAGAUUCUCGAAGAACAGCCCGUCGGCUCAGCGCAUCCCUUCAGCCCUGAGCGAAUUCUUCUUUGUCGCACUGAAGAUGGAAUUGAAGAGAUUGACAUCUCUUCCUAUCCGGAAGACUACUUCUUCAAUGCCGUCGACUUGGGCGAGAUGGGCGACAUUCUUCUGCGGCGCAUGGCAGGUUUCCAGACUCAUUUGAGCGUGUUUGAAGAUUUCCAUAUCCAGCAAGCUCCUGCUUCAACAUUCAAAAUACCACUUGUCUCUGGCGAAAUUACCAUCUUGGCGGUCUCGGAGCGGACGCCAACCUACUACGAUUUCUGCUUUGCGGAUGCGUCAUACAAUGCUUGCUGCUGGCUCGCAAGAAAUACUUUCCCAGGCAUUAACCAUAGUGGCGAUAUCCUAAAUGGUCAAGAUCUUCUUGAUUUUGUCAGAAUUGACAAGCAAUCUCUUACAGACAAGGAAAUUUGUGUCUUUAUUUCUGGGUAUCAGUCUACACAAAUCACCAGGUUUCUGGGCACCCAUCCUGCGUUACUCGUCGCCAAUCAUGUGGACAAGGUUCUUUACAUUAUCCCGGUACCUUUAGACGCAGCGACGAUUGCUGAUGCAACCAUCUGCUGUCCGUUGGUCAUCAAGCGUGACGGGGACUCACUGGUAUGCUCGAUAUUGUCAAAAGCAACCACAGACCGAGGCAUGAUGUGCUCUAGCAGUAGGCUUGUCAGCCCUUGUUUCCCUGAGGCGAUUAAGCGUGCCGAUUUUACCAUCGCCGCCUCCCAACCCACUGUUCGUGGACCCUCAAGAAAUCGCACUGCCGAAGCCGAUACUCGAAUCAGUUCGACAACUCUGUCCUCAGUCAUGGCUAAAGAACAUGCCAUACUCACCACGAACCUGGCUAGCUUGCCCUCGUGUCUUGAUUUGCAAAAAUCGCAAAUCAUUAGUUUUGGAACCGGCAUGGAAUUUGAUUUGGCGGAAAACGAGGUCCGCAAGCAGCCUCAGUCCUCAGCUGUUGUUUUGCCUUGCAUUUUCGGCUCGCAGCUGCAGGGUCCCGUUCUGCUUGCGACGGGAACGAUACCUUCAAAUGUUCCGUUUACUGACGAAAAAGCGCUCCGAGAUUACUACAUGCAGUUGAAAACUGUGAUUGUGGUUGUUGAUGAACGAAUGACCGACAAUGCUCGUAACCUCGCCCCGACAUACCGAAUCAAUGCGCUUUUUAUCGUCCAACUGAGCCCACAAGAUGAACCCAGCACUACUGAUGAUGUACUGGCUUUGUUGAAUUCAGCAAACAUUAAUGCCGUGACCGCGCUGGCCGGCCCGCAAUCCCUGGUAAUAGUCCAGAUCUUCAACAAGUAUUACUUUUACAGGGGCCUUGCAAACCGGACACACCUCAAUACCUCAAGACUAGCAUUUGGCUCGGAUAUAACAGCAACAAUCGAGGCUGUGGAUAUUGGGUCUAUGAUUGAUCCAAGAGUAGAGCGAAUCAUCAACCUUGAGGAUGCGAAUACCAUUAUACUGCCCACCUCGGGUCAGAUGGUUCGACCUCAAGACCUCCAGACUCUUUUUGAAGAGCUUACGACGGACAAGAUUCAAGACUUGGAAGAGGAUAUUUCUGCUGCAGUACCGCAACUACAGAUGCUGCUAGAUCAGAAGGCUUUGCAAGAUCUUUCCAAAUCUCUGGUGUCUACGCUCUCUAACAAGAUCAGUGCUGUGACCGGUCCAUUGCGGGAGGCCUAUGUUAAGUUUCUGAGUCAGGAAUAUAACAUGGCUGACCCGGAAUCAGUGAAAAAGAGGAACAAUAUGCUUGGGGAAUUGAGAAAGGCCACUAAAAAUAUGCAAAAGGCUCUUGAGCCUGCCAUUUCGAGUUUAGCCACUAUGAUGUCCACGCAAACGACCUCAAAGCGAACUCAUGACCUGAAGCGACUGGUUCGCCAAGCCCAGAUCAAAGGCAAUGUUGAAGCUACUAAGUCUAUGACUUUUGAGACACUGGCAGGAUAUCUUGAGACGUAUGCGGCAGAUAUGGGUGUCAUGUUAUUGAACAUUGAGACCACAUCAUACAGCAAGCUUUUGGCCAACCUCAAAAGUGCCGCCAUUGAUGCAAGUCCAUGCUGCGAUCUUGACUCGAGAAUUCUACAUCUGGAAGGACUUGACGCUGGCAUCAUCAUGGAGCAGUCGCAAAGUGAGCAUAAUGGCCCACUCACAAACCAAGCCGGGCCAUCUCAGCCGAUCAUGGCGCUGCCAAACCUGAACCAGGGAAUUAGAACUGGAUCGAUGUUAGCUUGGGUCUGCUGGGACGAGUUUGUUAACCUUGAAAGUCCCUAUACUGUGAAAUGGGUAGAGAAAUGCAACGAGGCACACAUUGCAGCUCUAAGAAUUGUGAUGAGGGCCACUCUAAGCCAGGCCGUUGCGUCCAGAGAGCACGACAUCCAGCCUGGGAGUGUGGAAGCUGGCCAUCUCAUGAGCGCGUUGUUGAUGGCAGCUAUGUCAAAACUAGCAGCGAUGAGAACAAGCCCACCAAAGGUAACGGAAAAGGCAGAAGAUACAGUCACAAGGUUGAUGCGUGGCCUCUUUGGUAACUUGUUGACCACGGCUGGCUCGGGAGUGCGUCCAUUGAGCAUGGUUUGGCAACUCUUUGGACUAAACCCUCAGUAUGACAUUCCAACAACUAAUGUCGGCUGGGUUUGGUACGAGACCGUCGUAGCUCUGUACCCAUAUACGGGCUGGCCACUGGACCAAUUCUACGAAAACUUGGAAAAGCUACUUGACAAGGCCAUCGUCCGUGUGGUUACGAAAAGCGAGAGUGUGGCCCAGAUCAAACAAAAUCGCGUCGCCGAGAUGAUCAAAUAUUGCAAGCUCCGAAACAUACAGCUCGAUCAUUCUCGAACCAUCAUCACAAUCUUGAUGCGAAUGCUGACAACCGACAACGCUGACAUCGCAGCCGCCUCUGCGCGUCUUUUAGGAAAGCUGCCACCCGAAUUGGAAAGGCAGACUGAAGGUUACACGAGAAUGAUGGAGUACCUUGGGCAUCUCGCCCACGGGGGCCAGCGUCGCGCCAACGACGAUCUCGUGGCUGCCAACAUCUACACGAGACGGUCGGCUGCAUUUGCGGCGCUCAAGGCCAAUGUGGCGGACGCGUGUCAGGACAACGACUGGGUCGAGAUGAAGCAGUCCUGCCAAGCAUUGCUGAACAAGCAUGCCGAAACUGCUGCCCUCUGGCACAUAAAGCCCGCAUCACUGAAGAUGCAAAAUAUGAAGCUGUACAAGGAGCUCUUGAACGCAGACUUUGGGGAAGAGGUUGAUGAAGAGACAAAAUCGAAGAACCGCGAUUUGACGCGACAGGUUCUCGGUGACGCAGAAAAAUGGCGUGUGCCUUGGCAAGUUGGCAAGGAAGGUCAGUUUGGUGACAAGAUUGAGCCUCUACAUGAAGAAUUUGUACAGGAAAUUUUGACGGGCACCAAGCCGGAGUCCAUUGCAGUCACCGAAUCUCAGGAAACUCAAAUCACAGGGACAAAGGUCACAAACCAACAGGAAAUGGCUAAUGUGUCUCAUCGGUUUUCGGAAUUUGCGUCCUCAAUGCAGGCAAGCUUUAUUGCCACAAUGGAAAAGAGUCUAUCCCCUGAGGAUGUCUGUGGCAUAGUCAAGAUUCCUGUUACAACAAUGCGGGUUUUUGUGAAGGCGCUUAACCCCGAUUUCGCAUGGGAGGACUUGGGAGAGAACUUCAAACUGGUCAUGUAUGGUUUAUUGAAAGAUCGGUCAAAUCGCGCAGAGAGCCGCCCUUCGAAGAAGUUAUUGAACCUGGGCUGGAGAAAGGGCAGCUUACAGAUUGAAGGAUGA